AUGGAAGCAGGAAACCAAACAGGAAUUUUAGAGUUCAUCCUCCUAGGGAUCUCUGAGGACCCAGAAUUGCAACCCCUUAUAUUUGGGCUCUUUCUGUCCAUGUACCUGGUGACUGUACUUGGGAACCUGCUCAUCAUCCUGGCUAUUACCUCUUACUCCCACCUCCACACCCCCAUGUACUUCUUCCUCUCAAACUUGUCCUUGGUUGACAUCUCUUUCAGCACUGCCAUAGUCCCCAAGAUGCUGAUGAGCAUCCAUACAGAGAACAAAUCCAUCUCCUACAUGGACUGCCUCACUCAAGUCUAUUUUUCCAUGUUUUUUCCUAUCCUGGACACUCUUCUCCUGACUGUGAUGGCUUAUGACCGCUUUGUGGCCAUCUGUCACCCCCUGCACUACAUGGUCAUCAUGAAUCCACGCCUCUGUGGCUUGCUGGUUUUUAUCACUUGGUUCAUUGCGGUCAUGACAUCCCUCCUUCAUAUCUUGCUGAUGAUGCAUCUGACCUUCUGCAGAGAUCUUGAAGUUCCACAUUUCUUCUGUGAACUGACACAGAUUCUCAGGUUGUCCUGCUCUGAUACCUUCCUGAACAGCACAUUGAUAUAUUUUAUGACUGGUGUGCUAGGUGUCUUCCCCCUCAUUGGGAUCCUUUUCUCCUACUCACAAAUUGCUUCAUCCAUAAGGAAGAUGUCCUCAUCUGGCGGAAGGCAGACAUUUUCCACCUGUGGGUCUCAUCUCUCAGUCGUUUCUUUAUUUUAUGGGACAGGUGUAGGGGUCUACUUCACUUCUGCAGUGACUCACUCCCCCAAGAAAGUUUCAGUGGCCUCAGUGAUGUACACUGUGGUCACCCCUAUGUUAAACCCCUUCAUCUACAGCCUGAGGAACAAGGAUGUGAAGAGGGCCCUGGGGAGGCUCCUUGGCAGAGUAGACUCUUGUCUGUGA
Sus scrofa (pig) is the source of this 936-nucleotide messenger RNA. RefSeq names its product olfactory receptor 7D2. Gene Ontology annotation, cellular component: membrane. Gene Ontology annotation, molecular function: G protein-coupled receptor activity; olfactory receptor activity. The record is from RefSeq and is a predicted model, not a curated record. NCBI's taxonomy places the organism in Eukaryota, Metazoa, Chordata, Mammalia, Artiodactyla, Suidae. Gene Ontology annotation, biological process: G protein-coupled receptor signaling pathway.